This is a messenger RNA of Staurois parvus, 569 nucleotides long. Lineage: Eukaryota; Metazoa; Chordata; Amphibia; Anura; Ranidae. The record is from the annotation of a GenBank genome assembly.
AUGCUGCUGAAUUUGAACGAGUAGAUUUUACGGGAACAUGUGCGAAUCCGUCUGGAUGUUGAUAUACAAAGCUAAAUGAAUCAGUUAAAGCUUUGCAUUUUUUUUCAUGCGAGGGCAAAAAGUAAAAACUUCUUUGCUUCUACAUCUAUUGCGCGCGGCAUUGUGAAGCAUGUUUGCGUCACCAAAACACCGUGCUGAAAAGAGAUGCUAGAUAUGGUAGCUCAUGAUGAAACACCCUUAUGUGUAUGAUCUCCACCUCUUUCUAGGAAGACCCUUGUGUCUUCCCACACUUUCGAAUCAAGAAGCGCAUGGUGAUGGAGUCCCGCAAAGAUUGAUAGAUGAAGAUGCUCUACCGAUCACAGAUCAUGAGCGGGCUUUAGAACAGCAGAGCCUGCAUCGCAAUCAGUUUGGGAGUACAUCCCUUGUUCUGGUCUCGCCAUGCUGGAGAAGAAAUUCCUCUCUGAGCAGAGCACACUCAAAAAACACUAGAUUCUCAAUCACAGAAAAAUCAGAGCACAGCUGAAGCAGUUUUUUUUUCAAAGCGGUGGAAAGAAAAUGCUGAAAAAUAA